UCUAUUCAUUCUGUGGUGCGUGCAAUACAGUAUUCUGUCUGCAUACAUGUCAAAAUUUCACGAAUUUUAUCUUGUUUAACCCUUGUGCGUAAUUAAUUUCUACCCUUUUUCUUGUAUUAUAUCGCACUGAAUUUUCGCGGACUAUGCAGGAGUUUCCCUAUGUCUUGUCAGAAUACGAGGAAAUAAAUUCUCUUCUUUACAAGCCUAUCAAUUCGACCCAACGAAUUAAGUACACAUGCUUCGGUACAUCUCCUAACUACGUCGUACUAGGUUCAACUAGUGGCAGUAUUUACCUUUUCUCAAGGAAGCCAUGCUCUUUUCUGCAAUUAAUACCUCUAUCGGAAGGAGCAGUUUCACGUGUCCUCGUAUCACCCGAUGAAAAAAUAAUUGCACUGACAACAACACGCAGAGUAGUUUGUUUGGUAUCUUUGAAACCAACACCCAAAUUGAUAGCCAUCUCAAUGGAGCAUAUAAACGAACAAGUCAACUGCCUCUGUUGGAAUGAUAAUAGUUCGGAAGUAUACAUAGGAGACUGCAAUGGCAAAGUUUCGGUUAUGACUUUGUCAAUUUUUACGGUGAAUGGUAUGUUUCAAGCACCAGCCUGCACGUUAAUGAAUUUGGAUUCAGCUAUCGUGCAGCUUAGUUUCUCUUCGCCGUUAUUAUUAGUGUCGACCUUAACACGCUGUUAUAUAUGCGAUACGGUACAAGAACAGUACAAGCAAGUUGGGAAUAAAACGCGUAACGGAGAGUUCGGCGCUUGUUUCUACAAGACAUAUAUUACAGAGACUAAGAGUACGGCGAAUAUUCAAAAAGAAGAAAAAUUAAUCAAUAGAAAACGUUCCUUUAAUUUCAUUCCCGAGGGCAUCAGCAGCAUACAAGAAGACAAUUUUCCCAAAAUGUUUUGCGCUCGGCCGGGUUCUAGACUCUGGGAAGUCUCUGCAAACGGUCAUGUAAUAAAAACUCAUCAGUUUAAAGAAGCGCUGGCUGUUCCACCUGUAACGACAUGCAGACCAAACAUGAAAAAAUCCACUUACCAGAAGCAAAUGGAACAAUCCUGGACACCGCAAUCCAUUAACUUCUCACAUUUGUUUGUCGUAGCUGAGAAAUAUUUAUUUUCGUACACUUCCAGCGGUCUGUAUAUAGUCGAUCCUGCGACUGCAACCGUGAUACUCUGGAACAACGAAUUUUCAAAUAUAAGUAUGGCAGAGACUGUAGAGAACAGAAUAUAUUUAAUGACAUCCGAUGGAGAAUUCCAUUGUUUAAUUCUGUGUUUCUUAGAUUCUUUAAUAUUACGAUUAUACAAUAGGAAAAAAUACUCUGAAUGUUUAGAGAUAUGUCUCUUGUAUAAAGUACAACUGAAGACAUUAAUAAAAAGUACAGAGAUUAAUAAAAUAUGUGAUGUUGAAAACAAGCUUGAGGUACUUAGAGACGACGAGUUGUCGACAUUGUUGCAUCCCUUGACGCUACUCUUGGAAUCCAAUUCUAAAACGUGUCCAAAGAAAUUAGAUUCGGGUAUCGUUGUCGUUAAUUCUGGAAAUUCAAACUUGAAAGAGGAGGAAAAUUUUAGGUAUAAAUCUCAUUGUUCCUCGCAAAACAACGAAAGUCCUUACGAAACCGAAUUAACAACAGAGACUGACGCGGUGGUUCGCUCAUCUAAUGAACCGACUAAUGAGGCAGAACAGGACGAAGAUAGCAAUUGCAAUACAGCAAGUAAAAUAGAAAAUAACGAUCAAGAUUUAUCAGAGAACAAAAAAGAGUUAGAUUCAAACAAAAAUGCGAUGCAAAGUAUACAAGCAGAUUUGGAAGCUGUAUACGUGUUAGUUGGGAAUAUUAGACUCUCUAUGAACGAAGGGGAGUUAGAGGCAUUGAUAUCGGCCGUAGAUAGGAGGAUAAACGUUAUCAAACAUUCGUAUGAAAGUUUAACCGAUUUGAAAAGCUUCGUAUACGAAAUCGUAAGAAGCGCAGAAUUAUAUUACUUCAAUACUCUACUAGAGAAUGUUCCGAUACAACUAAUCCAGUCGACUGAUAAUAAGUAUAUUAUUAAACAAAUAAUGAAAGCUUUUGUUAAUGUAAAUGCGCAAACCUGCAGAAGGUGUACCUGUGGUAGUCCAUGCCCGACAAACGAAUUAGCAGAACCAAAGUUCCUGGGAAUUGGUAGAUCUCUUCUUAAAAGAUUUGUAGUUGAAAAUAAAGAGCACUGUAUAAGCGUAUGUAACAGAGUACCUUACAUGUGGCGUGAAUAUUUACCAGUGCACGUGGAACAGCGCGAUGUACCAUUAAACGAUUUGUUGCAACAGUGCCUUCAAAUUAGAGACAAUGUUGUACUUUCCAUUCUUCUACCUUUAUUGGAUGGAAAACACUGGAACCUUGUAGCAACGUACGUGAAGCAGGGGAAGGAAGGACAGUGUCUAUUUUGUGGCAAAUCUAUAAAGAAUGGAAAUAAUGAAAUAUCGAUACAAUGGAGUACUGUGAUACAUGAAAUUAUGAAGAAACAGGGACCCGAUAUCGCUAUGACGUUUCUAGUAAAGUUGGAGAAAGCUAUACCAAACGUUCCUAUCGACAAAAGUAUAUUUCAAUCCCUCGUAUUCACAAAAAUCUUAUAUCAGCAUGGAAUGAAACGUGUUGUUAAUUUCAAUAAGAAUACUCUGGGUUCAUCGGAAUAUAAUACAAUGUGUUCUACAAGGAUUCGUGAUCAACUGGUGGAAGUUCUGGAGAAAGAUCUAGGUAGAGCAAUUAAUAAAAACGUAUUUGGGAGCGGAGCUCAUCAUUGGGGAAUGCACUUUCAAAGUAAAUUCUCGACAUGUCCGUGCUGUACUCUGUCCCUCCAAACACCAGUUCUAUUAGGUAACAAUGGAAUCGCGAUAUUUGGUUGCGGCCACGCUUAUCACGUAAACUGUAUGAUAGAAAAGAAACUAACGACCUGUAAUCUUCAUUCUUAAUUUUGUACAUCUACGGUAAACAAUAAGUCUCGUAAAAGAAGGUAUCGACGUGUAAGCGUAGCUCUCCUUAUAAUUUUUAAAUAAACAAAUUGCACGUUGCUCGUCUA
This is a messenger RNA of Hylaeus volcanicus, 3046 nucleotides long. It is a transcript of the gene pink, whose product is annotated as BLOC-2 complex member HPS5. NCBI's taxonomy places the organism in Eukaryota, Metazoa, Arthropoda, Insecta, Hymenoptera, Colletidae. Gene Ontology annotation, biological process: developmental pigmentation. The transcript has 6 exons. Gene Ontology annotation, cellular component: cytoplasm. The coding region runs from base 144 to 2939 and encodes 931 amino acids. The record is from RefSeq and is a predicted model, not a curated record. Gene Ontology annotation, molecular function: protein binding.